AAUUUGACGAUUCCGUUGGUUCCUGUCUGUUUGAGUAGAGGGAGACUGAAGGGGCCGGGCCCACAGCGGAGAAAUGGCGAGUGUGGUCAACGAGAAUGGAUGUGGAGGGGCAACAGAACCGACACAGCCGCGGGAGGAACCGGACCGGGGCGCGGCCAGAUGGGGUCCACAACAUGCCGGUGCCCGAGAACUGGCCAGCCUGUACUCGCCAGGCAAACGAUGUCAAGAGUGGAUAAGUGUCAUCCUCUGCUUCUCUCUUAUGGCCUUCAACUUCAUUCACCUUCUUGCCAAUUUCAAUUUGGGACACACGUGGUCCAUCCUGUUAGGCAUUGUGGCAGGAAUACUCACGGCUGACUUUGCGUCAGGACUUGUUCACUGGGGGGCCGAUACRUGGGGGUCGGUGGAUCUACCCAUCUUCGGAAAGGCUUUUAUACGUCCAUUCCGAGAGCACCACAUCGACCCCACAGCCAUCACCCGUCACGAUUUCAUCGAGACCAACGGUGACAACUGCAUGCUGACCAUCGUCCCGCUUGCAAACAUGGCCUUCAACGUUCUCACCCUCUCUCCCGCGGAAAUUUAUCAUAUCUACCCCUGGUACUGCUACUUGUUUGCACUGGCCAUCUUUGUGACCCUCACCAAUCAGAUUCACAAGUGGUCCCACACGUACUUCGGCCUUCCCCGUUGGGUGGUGUUCCUACAGGACUGCCACAUCAUCCUUCCUCGCAAGCACCACCGCAUCCAUCACGUCUCCCCCCACGAGACGUACUUCUGCAUCACCACAGGUUGGCUGAACUACCCUCUGGAGAAGCUGGGUUUCUGGAGAACCUUGGAGGAUCUAAUUCAGAGCGUGACGGGAGAGAAGCCCCGGGCGGACGACAUGAAGUGGGCUCACAAAGUGAAGUAACGCUUCGGGCCGACCGCACCCUACCUCAGAAAACUCGGGCUCUGCCCAGGCUUUCUCGUCUUGCCUCACUUAAAACUGUAGGUUUGUUUUUUUCAUCCACAGGAUAAAAAAACUCACCGCUUUCUGAUGCCAUAGCUUUAAGUCUUGCACUUUUUGUUGUUUGUUUGUUUGUUUUCCAAAAGGAGGGCUUUAUUUACAGAAAUCUUCAUGGCUCUCUAACAGUAAAACGUUUUCCAAAUUUAGCUUUUGAAUUUCUAACCCAACUCAUCACUCUUUUUUUGAGAGUUCUGCUAACAAGUUAUCCUGACAUCUAUCUAAAAUCAUAUGUUAGGGAGUUGAAACGAUUCCUCUCCAAGUCAAACAGAAGCAAGGAAGAACACUUGGAAGAAAAAAAAAUGCUUUGUUUCUCCUCCAGAACUCUGGAUCAGUCACUCACAUUUCACUU
Messenger RNA from Austrofundulus limnaeus, 1349 nucleotides. It is a transcript of the gene peds1b, whose product is annotated as plasmanylethanolamine desaturase 1. The coding region runs from base 74 to 904 and encodes 276 amino acids. The record is from RefSeq and is a predicted model, not a curated record. NCBI's taxonomy places the organism in Eukaryota, Metazoa, Chordata, Actinopteri, Cyprinodontiformes, Rivulidae. The transcript is spliced from 6 exons. Gene Ontology annotation, molecular function: oxidoreductase activity.